AUGACGUCGACUGAUGACGGCUUUGGGGCCAACGAACUGUUCUCUGGGGAAAAGGUCGAAGAUGUCGCCACGCCGCCGGCUGCAGCAGGCCCCAUGGCGGCGAUCGGUACGCUGUCCUCUACCGACAACGAGUCGGAGAUGGUUAGUGGGGAAGGGGUUGGUGCCGUCAAGAAGAAAAAGCGGAGAGGAAAGCGAGGCGUGCGGAAGGGAAAAAAGCAGAUGGAAGGAUUUGCCGGAUUCCCGCUUGCGCCCGGUCUCGGUCCGGAAUUCGCGGGACAGCCGCGCAGGCGGCUUCCUAAGGCGCCCUCGCUAGAGAUCAUGCGUGGCGAACACGAUCUGUCGGAGUAUUGUCUUCAAGACGAAAGCGGCAGCCAGACGGGCAGCGACGCGACGCCAAAGAUCGCGCCCGAUGGUGCUGGCCGCACGAUCGACAACGGUCAGGAGGACCUCUUGCCGGCGCCUGGGCACACGCGCAGCGCGGUCGUAGAUGAUGGCGGUGGCAAUGGAUACGCAUCGGUUGCAGACAAGAGGGGCGUAAGCGCCCAACGCCACAAUCAAGAAGACGGAGCGGACCGAAACGAGGGAUACGAUGAAGAUGACUGCGACGAGGACGAUACCUUGGGGGACAAUGAAGCGGAGGAGGUGUACACUGCCCUUGAUCCUGCUUCCGUGGAUGUCCAGGAGCACCGACAGUUCGCAGCUUCGCGCCAACAGUCGAGGGACCUUUCAGACUGGGGACACCUUGCUACCGCGGACGCCAAUCGCCCAUUCGGCGACAAGCGUGAGUUCCAUCACGGAGGCUACUAUGCGCAUCCGCAGUGCUCGCCGCAAGGCAGUGAUAACGACGCUCGCAAGAGCAACAUCAGUUCCGUCAUCCCUGGAGUCCAAGCAGUGGUGGUGGCGGGCGAGGAAAGAGGCAGCGGAGAGGGAGAAGGAACAACCUUGUGUCACUCCAACCGGCGACUUCCGACUCCUGGCAGCACCUCCAGCGGCAGGAGCUUGUCCAAGCGAAGGCGGCGGUAA
Messenger RNA from Ectocarpus siliculosus, 1023 nucleotides. The record is from the annotation of a GenBank genome assembly. NCBI's taxonomy places the organism in Eukaryota, Phaeophyceae, Ectocarpales, Ectocarpaceae.